This is a messenger RNA of Fonsecaea erecta, 1515 nucleotides long. RefSeq lists its product as hypothetical. Gene Ontology annotation, cellular component: membrane. The record is from RefSeq and is a predicted model, not a curated record. Lineage: Eukaryota; Fungi; Ascomycota; Eurotiomycetes; Chaetothyriales; Herpotrichiellaceae. Gene Ontology annotation, biological process: transmembrane transport; carbohydrate transport. The transcript is spliced from 7 exons. Bases 1 to 1515 code for a protein of 504 amino acids. Gene Ontology annotation, molecular function: carbohydrate:proton symporter activity.
AUGCCGACCUUCUUCCAAUUCGCUGUGGUCCUCUUCGUGGCCCUGGGGUCCCUGACCUACGGGUACUGCAGCAGCAUCAUCGCCACCACGCUGGGGCAACCGACCUUCAUCACGUACUUCAAGCUCGAUGUCGUCUCCAACGCGGACAGCCUAAUCGGUGCCAUCAACGCGCUCUACCAGGUCGGGGGUCUCCUGGGCGCCCUCUCCUGCCUGUGGAUUCCCGAUAAACUGGGACGCAAACGAGCCCUUUUCCUCGGGGCGAUUUUCUGCGUCGUCGGGGGCGCGCUGCAAGCUGGGAGUGUCCAUGUCGCCAUGUUCAUGGUCUCGCGCUUUUUGGUCGGAUACGGAGUCGGAUCCCUGGUCGGACUCGUCCCGCUAUACCAGAGCGAGGUGGCCCCGACAAAGCUUCGUGGCUUGCUUGUCGGCAUGCACGGCGUCUUGAUCUGCAUCGGCUACGGCUCGGCCAGCUGGAUUGGUUUGGGCUUUUACUUCCUGCGCGGGACAAACAGUCAAUGGCGGUGGCCACUCGCGAUACAGUGUUUGCCGCCUUUGUUCCUCGCCAUCGGCGUCCUUUUUGUCCCCGAAUCACCACGAUGGCUGCUCAUCCAGGACCGCCAGUCCGAGGCCUUCCAAAAUUUCCGCAAGGUGCAGGAUUCCGGCGAGGGCCCGGAGCAUGAGAUGGCCAUCGAGCAGGAAUUUCGGCUCCUGGCGGCCCAGGUCGCGCACGAGAUGAAGCACGAAGUCCCCCUCAAAGACUUUUUCCUGGUCCCAUCACUGCGCAAGCGAUGUGUGGUUGGAUUCCUGACGCUGGCAGCCGCGCAGGGCACAGGAACCCUGGUGAUCAAUAACUACGGACCACUCCUCUACUCGAACCUGGGCUACGGCACGGUCCUCCAGCUGGUCAUCCAGUCGGCCUGGAUCAGCUCGUGCAUCCCAGGCAACCUCUUCAACGCCCUCGUGGUGGACAAAACCGGGAGAAAGAGACUACUAUUAUUCGGAUUGACGGGUGACUUGAUUGCCCUGAUCGGCGAAUGCAUCGCCGUCUCGAUCUUCCAGAGGACCGGGUCCCGCGCGAUCGCCUCCCUCGCCGUCUUCUUCCUCUUCCUCCACAUCGCCCUCUACUCGGUGUCGCUGGACGCGACGUCGUACAUCUACUCGGCGGAGAUCUUCCCCACGCCGCUGCGCGCGCGAGGCGUCGGCAUCUCCAUCACGGGCCUGUUCGUGUCCACGAUCGUCUACCUCCAGGCGGCACCCGUCGCGUUCGCCAACAUCGGGUGGAAGUACUACCUGGUCUUUGUCUGCGUGACGGCCUCGAUGAUCCCCGUGGUGUGGUUUUAUUUCCCUGAAACGAAGGGCCGAUCUCUCGAGGACAUUGGCGAGGUGUUUGGCGACAACAUCGCGCUGGAAGAUGAGCGCGAAGAAGAGAUCCACAGGCGCUUCAAGCUGUCGCAGUACAAGGAAAGUGUCCUGACCGACGAAAAGGGGGUCGCGGCAGUCCACGUGGAAGAGGAGUGA